CCGACCUUGAUUACGUAACGAUCGACUCGAGCACGAUGUUUUGGCGCAUCGACUCCAUGGUAACGAUUGGAGGAAGAGGGAAACAGAGAGAGAUAAGUGUCGCGUUUUCUAUUCAUUCGAGAACGAUGUCGUUGUUCAAGACGAAAGAAUGGUGGCAAACGAGAUGUGGAGCAAACGAAAGUUUCGACAGGCAUAGCUUGAUGGCAGCGCCGUUGUUCGGGAAAGAAAGACACCACGAUAUCAUUGUGGUGACUAGUCACGAUGGUUACCUAAGGAUGUACGACCCGUCCUCUCGAUGGAUAGACGAAACGAAAUCACCGACCAACUACAAAUCGACCGAUCUCAUGAUCGAGACACGAGUCGGCGAUUGCAUCGUGGACGUUAAAACGGGCAAAUUCGUUUCGGGAUCGCAGGAUCUGCGGCUAGCCGUGUUGACCGAUUCGAAGCUGCUCAUCUACGACAUGACUCUGGUCGAGGGAUCCGAAACCGAAUACGGGGAUCGAUGCGAGUUGAGGAUCGCUUACGAGCAUCGAUUGCCGAGAUUCCCGGCCUCGUUGACGGUUGGGCCAUUCGGCGGGGUCCGCGGCAGGGAUUUUCUCUGCGUUCAAUGCCUGGACGGCACUUUUUUGUUCUAUGAGCAAGAGAUGUUCGCGUUCAGCCACACGACGAGGAAUCGAUUGCUGGCCGAGCCGAUCGUCUACGUAUCCCGAUACGAUCUCUUCGUGGCAGCCACCUCCUCUUGGAUACUCGAAUGUCACAGGUAUCAAAGCAUGGCUGAGUGGUCGAGGAUCGGUCACAAAGACGGCGUGGAGGAGGGACAUGGAAGAUCCAGCAGCAGUUUGGAACCGGAUUGGACGUGCAACAUCGGUGAACCGAUCCUCGGCAUCGAGGCUGUCACUUUGACCAGUUUCGAGGUCGGGAUCGUGGUACUCGGCGAGAGGCACCUCUAUUGUCUAAAGGACAACUGCACCUCGGUCAAGUACGCGAAAAGACUCGAGUACAGGCCUGUAUGUUCUCGAGCAUACGUGAUCGAACCGGAUGGAAAGUUGAUGGUGUUGGUGAUCGCCGACACGGGUACUCUGAUGAUCUACGAGGGAACCACGUUGAAAUGGUCGGCACAAUUGCCCUUCACGCCUGUCGCCGUGGCCCGAGUCCAACUUCGGCACUUGGAGGGCGCUGUAGUCGUUCUAUCGGCGGACGGUCGGUUGGAGGCUUGCUACCUAGGCUCGGAGCCGAGCUUGUUCGUCGCCCCCCCCCUUCACCCGCGGGGCUACGAUUACACGGCCGCUGAACAAGAAUUGUCGAAGCUUCGAGAAAGCGUGCGUACGAGAAAGGAGGAUCGAACGAGCGACGCUGGAGCGGAGGCGGAGCUCGUAGUGACGAUAAAUACCGAGUCCAUGGACUCGGAUCCGUCGCCCGUUUCCGAGCUUGUCGUACAAUUGUCCUCGUACGCCACUCUUCGAGACGUUCAGGUUUGCGUCCACGUUUCGAAACCUUUGCUCGCCAGCGUCGAUUUCUACACCGUUCCCAAUCUCUACGAGAACCACUCGAGGAGGAUGAUGGUGAGCGUGGAAGGGGAUUGGCCAUCGUACACGAUGGACGUGAUCGUGGUGGUCACGUAUAGGACGGAGGAGGGUGCGCUGCGAGCAGUGAGAAAAAUCGGUCAAAUACCGAUUAAAAUGACGUUGAGAAGCUGCCCGCCCGAAAAAUCCUCCUCCUUCGUGACCUUGAUCAAAAGCAACGCUCCAUCGACCCUCCCCUCCACCCAACUGUUUCCCGAAUUCGUAUGGGCGGACGCAGAGUCGGCGCAGAGGCAAGGGUGGAACGCGGUGGGUUUGAGCCACGCGAAUUCGGAUCGCAGGGUGACAGUGGUGUCCGGCGUUGCCAAUAACCGUUACCGCGUCCAGUCGAACGACGCUUCGUCCUCGACGUUGAUCGUGCGCCGGUUGAUCGACAGAUCGGCGAGGAAGAAGGGGGAGGGGGAAAAUGUAGGAGCGAAUCACGUUCGAUCGGUGCAUCAGGGGAUGGACGAUCAUUUCGCGGCUAGGCGAGAGAUCGAGGAGAUAACGAACGAGAUCGGAUUGUUGACCAAUCAGUUGAGAAGUAUCGCGAGAAAGAUGGUGAGGAUCGUGAGAGAGAGGAGCGAGCGAUCGUUGACCGACACCGGCCUACCCUUCCUCUUCGAAUCCACGUGCAGCUCCAUCUUCGCGCGCCUCGAGGAUCUCGCCAAGGCACGAGAGAAGCGAGAGCGAAGCGGACACGAGCUUCGAUGCAACGUCGAAUUGUUGUUGGCUUUGUUACGAUUGAACGUGGCCGAGGACAAGUACGAGGCGCUAAGAGCGGCUAUAGGAUUCGAGCCGUCCGACCGAACGGAUUGGGAGGAGAUCGCGAACGCGGGGCUGGCCGCGUUGCUCAAGUCCGUGUCGAGGAAGGGUGGUGGAUUUUCGGAGACGAGAUCGUGCACGUGGACCGGCUUGGUUCCCGUAACGUCCGAGAGAGAGGUGGCGAAACUGAAGAGUCGGCUGAGCCACGCGAUAGGACGACUCGGUGCCACGAGGGAAUCGGACAUCGCGGAGAUCGAGAGCAACGAUUUUCCUGCUGAAUCGGCGUAGCCGAAGAAGAAACCGAGGCCGAGUGAUUCGUCGCCGUGAUUCAUCGUGGCGCCGCGAUUCCGCUUUCCCGACUGGUUAAUUAAUGGCGAGGAUGACGGCGAGGCGGAUGGAGAGAGAACGGACGACUCCGUCCCUCUCGAACGCGAUGAUGAUUUAAUCGGUUAAUAAGUAGGGACGCUACUUUUUCGCCCGCGUUGCGGAUCGCGCGGAAACGCGGUGGUUUCCGAUUGCGAGGGGGCGAUCGAUCGGCCAGGG
Molecule: messenger RNA, 2867 nt
Organism: Apis florea (little honeybee)
Lineage: Eukaryota; Metazoa; Arthropoda; Insecta; Hymenoptera; Apidae
Product: Bardet-Biedl syndrome 9
Biological process (GO): cilium assembly
Cellular component (GO): membrane; BBSome
Source: RefSeq, a predicted model, not a curated record